GGCAGACUGGUUCCUGCUGGACAGCCGGAUGGUUCGCCACGCUGCCAUCGGCCUGUUCUGCUGCGGGGUCUCGGUGUACCUGACAGCUCUCGCCAUCUACAUGCUGCUGCUGUUUGAACUGGAGGCCGGCAUCGCCAGCGCCUGUAUCCUCUCCUCCGGCAUCCUCGUCCUGCUGAUCACCGUGACGCACGCCCUGGUCCGGGCUUCCCAGGCUUCGCGCCGCAGCCGCUCCGAGAUCUCUCACACCCUGUACGAGAACGACUCUGCCCAGCACGGCGAGUCCUCCACCAGCGAUCUGAACAACAAGAACGUGGCCGCACCCCGGUGGAACGGCGUCACGCAGGAGAUGAGGAACGUGCUGUCGCGCAAACCUGGAGCCUCGGGCAAGGACUCGACGCUGGUGUGA
Molecule: messenger RNA, 406 nt
Organism: Pterocles gutturalis (yellow-throated sandgrouse)
Lineage: Eukaryota; Metazoa; Chordata; Aves; Pterocliformes; Pteroclidae
Gene: TMEM221
Product: transmembrane protein 221
Exons: 3
Source: RefSeq, a predicted model, not a curated record